Messenger RNA from Meriones unguiculatus (Mongolian gerbil), 514 nucleotides. RefSeq names its product S100 calcium binding protein A5 (gene S100a5). NCBI's taxonomy places the organism in Eukaryota, Metazoa, Chordata, Mammalia, Rodentia, Muridae. Gene Ontology annotation, cellular component: nucleus; cytoplasm. The coding region runs from base 92 to 373 and encodes 93 amino acids. The transcript is spliced from 3 exons. The record is from RefSeq and is a predicted model, not a curated record. Gene Ontology annotation, molecular function: transition metal ion binding; calcium ion binding.
UAGAUUCUCCAGACUCACUUCUUCCUUGGUGACUUCUUCCUCUGGAAGACCUCCUGUAUUUCUGCUGGGCCAGCCUAGAGUACACAUCGUGAUGGAGACUCCUCUUGAGAAGGCCCUGACUACCAUGGUCAGCACUUUCUAUAAAUAUUCGGGGAGAGAGGGUAGCAAGCUGACCCUCAGUAGGAGAGAACUGAAGGAGCUGAUCAAGACAGAGUUGAGCCUUGCAGAGAAGAUGAAGGAGAGCAGCAUUGAUAACCUGAUGAAGAGCCUGGACAAAAACAGCGACCAGGAGAUUGACUUCAAGGAGUAUAGCAAGUUCCUGACCACACUGUGUAUGGCCUACAAUGACUUCUUCCUGGAGGACAACAAAUGACAGGUCCUCUCUACCCUCAGCGGCAGCUCCUCAUCCCGACCUCCGACCUCCGCAGCUUCUUUAACUGCCCCCUUCUGUGGUCCCUUUCUCUGUCUCCAAGAUGGAUUAUUCCAGCAGGGAAAUAAAGCCCUUUCCGUUGCA